AUGAGCGUCAUCGACAUCCUCUCCCGAGUCGAAACAAUAUGCAGGAAGUACGACAAGUAUGACAUCGAGAAGCAGCGCGAGCUGAAUGCCUUCGGCGACGAUGUCUUCUCUCGCCACUACGCCCAUGUGGAAGACGAAAUCCAAGACCUUCACCUGAAAGCGGAGAAGUCUGCGAUGGAAAGUAAUAGGGCGGUUGCGGUGGCCACUAAUGUGGAGAUUCGUCGAUCUAAGGCCCGAUUGAUGGAAGAACUUCCUAAGCUUCGUAAAUUGGCUCAAAAGAAGGUAAAAGGGUUGUCCAAAGAAGAUCUAGAAACACGCAUUGAUCUGGUUUUUACAUUGCCUGAGAGGAUUCAAGAAAUACCAGAUGGGACAGAAGCUCCUGCCACUAAAGUUGGAGUUUGGGCAUCUUCAGCAUCUCAUAAAAAUAUAAAGUUUGACUCAUCAGAUGGAAAUUUUAAGAAUGAGUUUUUUCAGCAAACUGAAGAGUCGAAUCAAUUUCGGCAUGAGUAUGAAAUGCGGAAGACGAGACAGGAUCAAGGUCUAGAUAUCAUAUCAGAAGGAUUGGGUACGCUGAAAGAAUUGGCACAAGAUAUGAAUGAGGAAAUGGAUCGACAGGUCCCGUUAAUUGAUGAGAUAGAUACGAAGGUGGAUAAGGUGACAUCUGACAUUAAAAAUAAUAAUGUGAGGCUUAAGGAAAAUCUUUACAAGAUGAGAUCGAGCCGAAAUUUCUGCAUUGAUAUUACUUUGCUGUGUAUAAUUCUGGGGAUCGCCUUAUAUCUAUACAAGUAA
Molecule: messenger RNA, 789 nt
Organism: Fragaria vesca subsp. vesca
Lineage: Eukaryota; Viridiplantae; Streptophyta; Magnoliopsida; Rosales; Rosaceae
Product: syntaxin-71-like
Exons: 8
Coding region: 1-789 (262 amino acids)
Biological process (GO): intracellular protein transport; vesicle fusion
Cellular component (GO): SNARE complex; endomembrane system
Molecular function (GO): SNARE binding; SNAP receptor activity
Source: RefSeq, a predicted model, not a curated record